AUGAAUUGUUUACUUGAAAUCAAAUCUGCUUGUACACCUGUAGAAAGUAUUAAAAAUAUACCUGAAAUUUUAAAAACUGUUUUUAUAUCUGUAGAUUACUUUUUCCAUAGAUGCACAUUUGAUGAACAUCUUUUAGAAUUCAGCAAAUUAACGCAAGACCGCAUCGUGGGAACAAAGGAUGAUGUUGCACAUAUAUACGACGUAAUGACAGGUACGAAGCUGAUGAAACUUUUUGAUCCAGAGAAAACCAACAAUUACUAUGCCAAUGCAGCUACAUUCUCUCCAACAGAUGAGCUGGUCUUGAAUGAUGGGGUGCUUUGGGAUGUGCGCAGCCAAAAGCUACUUCACAAGUUUAACCGAUUCAUCAGUGGUGUCUUCCACCCCAUGGGGCAAGAUAUUAUCAUUAACUCAGAAAUCUGGGAUCAGCAGACAUUCAAACUGCUGCAUACAGUUCCUGCUCUGGACCAGUGUCAGAUCAAGUUCAACCAUGCUGGGGAUGUCAAUUUUGCCAAUCGCAUUGAGGAUGAAAUGGAAACAAAUUUUGAAGAACUGCGAAUACAGUUUAGCUCCACUCUGAAGACUUUUAAUGCCACAGACUAUAGCAGCAUUGGCACCAUGGAUCUCAAGACACCAAGUAUCUUUGACCUAUGUAUUGACAAGUCUGAUUUCUGCCUAGCUGUUAUUGAGCAAAACACCCAGUUUACAGACGGUGGCAGUAAGAAGAGCAUCUGCCAUCUCUAUCAGACUGGCAAACUGCAGGAUGAAGAAGAUGAUGGGAUGAUGAUGAAAGCAAUGAUGAGAAGAAGGAUGAUUGAGUACAGGCCCAGCCACAGUGAAGAUGAUGAUGAUGAUGAGGAGGAGGAGGAGGAGGAAGAAAAUGACAACGAUGAUUUGGAUGACAUGCUUUUUGCUAUGGCAUAGAUUUGUUGUGAAGGGAUUGUGGGAGUUUGUUGUAACCUGUCACUCUUGAGGUUAGAUAUCCAGUGCUUUCAGACAGAUACUCAGAAGAUUCAGAAGAUUGCAUCACUAAAUGAUUUGGAUGGUAAUGAAGAUGAUGAUGAAAGGCAAUGAGGAUGACAAUGAGGAUGAUGGUAAUGGUGGUACGACUGAGUUCAUGCCUAUCAACAGUGAUGAAGAUGAUGAUCAGGAAGAUAAUGACAAUAAUGAUUUGGAUGAUGACAUGCUUUUUGCUCUGGUGUAGAUUUGUUGUGAAGGGAUUGUGGGAGUUUGUUGUAACCUGUCACUCUUGAGGGUAGAUAUUCAAUGCUUUCAAACAGGUAUUCAAAAGAUUCAUAAGUAUCUGCCUUAUUCCCGUAAGCCAGGAAAUUCUACCAAAAAAAAUGUGAGGCCCCCAAGACUCUGAUGAAGAAGUUGUUUUUGCACCAAGAACAUCUAAGGUUUCCACAUUUGAAUGUAAAAUAUAUUUUCUUUGUUCUGUGAGAGAAAUGGAUGUCUGUUGUAGAAACUUCAGGGAAAAAUGGAAAUAAUUUUUUUUCCUUGUAAUCUUAUUGCCUUUACACACCUAUAAUGUAUAGGAUGACAACUAUAAUAAUGUACUCACAUGAUUGUAAACAGAGAUUCCCUGGUAAUCUGAAUUAUAAAUUAUAUAUGAAAUAAAUUUUUGAGUUGGUGAGAACAUGAGAAAUGUAUAUAAAUAUUUCAGUUAAACAAUGAAGGCAUUAUGAAAUACCAGUUUCUGGUUGGUCAGUUGGUUUUACAUUGUGUCAGCAAUGAAGGUAUAGAUAUGUCAUGGCGAUAGCCCUUCCUUUAGAAAGUAAGUGUGAAUUAUGCAGAUUCAUGUGCAGUGGAGGGGGACGUCAUGUUUUAGUGGUUCAUCUUUAUUGUAUUGAAGACAACAUACCUUACAAAACUUCCAGAGUGUUAUGCUUUCCAAGACCACCAAAUCUGAUUUUCUUUCUCUCUUUUCCUCUGUCUUUUAUCCUAGUUCACAUAUUUUAUCUUAGGUGUAUAGAUUUGGGUUUGAAAAUAGCCAUUUCUUGAAUAUACACCCAAGAGAUAUUUUAUUAUUAUUUCUCUGUGAUUUCCCACCCCCACCCCCCAAAAAAAAAGACAGUGGCAAAGGAUAAUAAGAGGUUUUUUAAACUAAUAUUUUCGUCACCCAUGCUGCAUACUUGAAAUUUUGAUUUUUACAAUGAUAAAGAUUUAUAGAGCGCAUUUUCUCACAGUAGAAGAGAUCUGCAUGGGUUUAACCACACAUACACAUGGAUUCAAUAAAUUCACGUUGAGGAUCCCUCUCUCAUUGGAACACUUUACACAGAUCGAGUUCAGAAAAAGAAAAUUUACGAAACAUCGUCAAUAGUCGCUAAUAAAAAGAUAAUGUGUCGUCUUUCAGUAUGUUUCAGACAGAAAGGUGCAGUUGUUGCCAGUUGGCUUUAGCUGUUUAUUUCCUGUAUCAUCUACAAAGUCAUCGAUAUGGUGAAGCGCGCCGACAAUGAGAGGGUUGAGAAGGAGCGAUGAUCGCCGGGUAUUGUUUUCCGGUUGGCCCUGAUGACGUGUUGAGUGUUACGUUGCCGUCCGUGAUUGUACGUCAUUCUCCCCUCCCAACUCCACCCUCUUUCCCCCCCGUGCAGCCGCACGCACUCCCGGAAAGAGAGCCCCAGUUCACACGCUCUCGCCCGGAGAAACUGGAAGGAGCGGAAGUGGUUACCCCCACUCGCCCUGUCAUCGACCUCCUUGCGUCUCCCAGAAGGGACCACAUGUUUGAGUCCUUCGAACUGAAAUCUUUCCCUUCGCAUCCAGUCUGUACAUACCCCAUGCACUUCCAGAAAAAGAGGAAGUGCACCACAUUCUCUGUAGUUCACAGCUUGCUCACCCGGCCCUCCUGCCCCUCCUUUCUCUCUCUUCCUCCACUGACACAUUCAGACACGUGCUUGCACGACGUAUGAAGAGAAGGGAGGGAUAGUCAGAACUGUGAAAGAAAAAUGCGAUUGUGCAAUAAUGAACUCUUUCUCGACACACUUUUUCUCUCUGAAUAAUUUAUUCGAUGGAUAAGUGAAGCUCUUCUGAAGUAUAUUAAGAUCACUUGGAUACUAUCAUGUUCUUUUAAUACUUCCUAUUGAAAGAUAAUCAUAGUAAGAGUUCACUUACUACAACUUAUUUAAGGUUGACAAGUAUCAACAAUGUCUAAUCCUUUACUUGAUAAUUAUGAUAACCGGGGUUUUGUUAGAAAUAGGGGAUUUCGCAGCAUCCCGUCAUUUUGAAGUGUUGUAAUAGUCUGCUCACAAGAACAAAUGUUUUAUCAUUCGAUGACCGUCAGUUGCAGUUUUAUACCAGCGAAUACAGCUUCAGUCAGACGCCAACGACUUGCUUAUUACAGCGAAGAGGUAUCCUCUUUGGUUACAGUCUCAUAACAACGAAUACAGCUACGGUCUUGGACCAACGAGAAGCGUGACCUUUGCCCUCACUGCGCAAUAGACCCGUUUGCGGUCAGUCAGUUGAGUGACCACCGAUCCAGCGAUGCUAUGAAGUUGGGAAAUAACUAGCUUUGACCUAAGGGACAAUCUGAACAACACAUCUCGCCCGAUGCAACUUAACCUUCCGGAUGGACGAAACUGGAUAAGUCAUGAACUUUCUGAACUGCACUGUCCGUCCUUGAAAGUUCAACAGCAGCCACGUCAAGUUUAUCAGCUGUUCACUUCUUUUUGCGGAACCACUUAUUGCUCACUUCCUUCCGACUCCAACAAGUCAUGGACAUGUGUUCCUGCCAGGACAACGGACGCCACGCAUUUUCUGGCAAAGAACAAAGAAAGUCGAAGUAGAU
Pomacea canaliculata is the source of this 3781-nucleotide messenger RNA. RefSeq names its product DDB1- and CUL4-associated factor 1-like. The record is from RefSeq and is a predicted model, not a curated record. Gene Ontology annotation, molecular function: protein binding. Bases 1 to 921 code for a protein of 306 amino acids. The transcript is spliced from 11 exons. Gene Ontology annotation, biological process: protein ubiquitination. Gene Ontology annotation, cellular component: Cul4-RING E3 ubiquitin ligase complex; nucleus. Lineage: Eukaryota; Metazoa; Mollusca; Gastropoda; Architaenioglossa; Ampullariidae.